AUGUCAACUGUGGAGCUUGUUCUUGCAGUAUUCGCUACAGUUGAUCUCUGUGUUACCCGUGGUCUAUUUCUUAUUGAGGAAUAUAAAUCUAUCAAGAAUGUGUCAAUUGAUUAUGACGAGCGGGUUGUGGCUAUAGAGGCGACCUGGACCAGAGUUUCUCAGCAGCUCACACUUCUUAAAAGCAUUUGGUACGAACUUAACGAAGAGUAUCGCAGUUUACAAGAACGUAUUAUUCCGAUCCUGGCCCGCAAGCUGGAGAAUGCAACAUCAAAUCUCAGCAAAAUUCACCAAAAGCACAAUUCUCAGAAGGCCGUUAUUCAUGGGGCCAUAGCUCGAUCACGCUUUGUUCUCUUCGUGAACAGAUCGUUGAAUGAAGCUAUCUUAGACUUGCAAAACUGGCAAGGUAAUUUUGAUCCGUCUUGGUACCUCAUCACCAGGCAUAUCCAAAAUCAAUCGAUAGACAAUGCACUGGCCAAAGCAAGCUCUCAGACAGUCGGUGCUAGUCCGUUUACUACAGCUUAUCGAAUCCGUGUUAUUCUUCAAGAAGGGGAGAUCCAGCAUAUACCAAUUCUCCCUUCGCAUGAGGUUUUGCCCGCUGCUCGACGGUCUGUCAUCCGUUUCACUCAAUUUCAGCAAGUGAAUAAUUUGACUAUCACGUCGCUCCCAUGUAUUCUCGAUAUCUUUCCGUUUAUUCCACAUGUUGAUCCCGAAGAAUUAGCUCCGAAUGUCCAAUCUCUCGCUUCUAGACUUCAGAGUCUUGAUCCGUUUGAGUUCCACGUGCUCAAAUGUCGCGGGGUCUUGAAGGCCGACGAUAUCCAACCUGAUAAAACCGCCACGCCGUGGACAUUUAUUUUUGAUAUGCCGGGAGCCUUGCGCAACCCCCGAAGCCUACGUGAACAUCUCUUGUUUCCUGAUGUUUGGCGGUCACUGACCGAUAAGCUCCGCAUGGCAAAGCAACUUGCCAUAUCCGUUAGCUCCGUCCAUUCCCUUGGGUUUGUGCACAAGGACAUUCGCCCAGAAACUAUCUUAGUCUUUGGGGAUGGAAUUUUUCCACUCCGAGAGCUUUUCUUGGGGGGAUUCGAGGCGUUUCGCCCUGCGGGAGGCGGAAGUCAAAGAUACGGCGAUCUCGACUGGGCAAGAAACCUCUAUCGACACCCUGAUCGUCAGUGGCUGUACCACAGAGCCGACUUUAUCAUGCAACAUGACAUCUACAGUCUUGGAAUCUGUUUGCUUGAGAUUGGUUUGGGAGAAUCGUUCGUUGAUUAUGAGGAUACUGAAAAUGAUGAUUCUGGCGCGGGAGGUGGGCAUGUCUCGCCGUCAAGUCGCUGUCUCAAGACCAAGCACCUCUACACCGCGAACAGAUACUUCAUUUCACUUGCUCAGGAGCAGCUCCCUCGUCAUAUGGGCGAUAUUUAUGCAAGGAUUGUGGUCAGCUGCCUAACCUGCACUGAUCCAGAAAAUGAAGAUUUUGGAGAUGAGCGCCAAUGUCGGGAUCAGAACGGUGUACUCAUCGGGGUUGCCUACAUUGAAAAGGUAAUUUCUGCUCUCAAUUUGGCUGUUCUCACCUCUUCCCCUCCUUAAAUCCUUCAAGCAAGACUUCAUCUAAUAUGAAGAUAGAUAUUGCUCCAAAUGAAUUCCAUCUCUCUAUGAGGCCGCAUAUGUGCUCGUGGUGCGGGGUGUCACCGACAUUGCUGCAACAAGCCUGGAUCUCCAUCACCGUACAUUAUACAAGUGCCUUAUAGUGCUUUAUAGACUCCCAGUACUGGAUAAUUAUACGCAAUAUCAUCGAACAUAUUACUGUGUAUUGUGGACUGACCCCCGGUGUCUUCCGAAAUAGCCCAUGGCUUCCGACUUUAACCGACCUGCGAUUAUGCAAGAUAUUCUUGACUUUUGAUACUUUCAACCCUCAGCAGGAAUUGAUUGUGGUCAUUAUACAAACGUCUUUUCAAGAAGCUACGCUGAAGCAGAGGACGAUCCUCGCGUGAAGAUUGCCGGACAAUAUCAUCCCCAUUUAUAUCUUGAUGUUCAACAAGAAUUCAAUAAGUGCUGUUUUGGAAU
Aspergillus aculeatinus CBS 121060 is the source of this 2058-nucleotide messenger RNA. RefSeq lists its product as uncharacterized. The record is from RefSeq and is a predicted model, not a curated record. Bases 1 to 1581 code for a protein of 526 amino acids. Gene Ontology annotation, molecular function: ATP binding; protein kinase activity. Gene Ontology annotation, biological process: protein phosphorylation. The transcript is spliced from 2 exons. Lineage: Eukaryota; Fungi; Ascomycota; Eurotiomycetes; Eurotiales; Aspergillaceae.